CAUGCAUUGGUAAUAUCACUUGAAAAUAACCGCUCAUAAACGAAUUUCAUAUUAGAUCGAAAAUAUAAGUUGUCUUCCUUCUUUUAUUCAAAGAUUACCAUCAUAAUGAUUCAUAAUGCUAAUCGUAUUUCACUGAAUUUGCUAAGAGAUUUAGCAUAUGUAAAUGGAAAAUGGAUAAGUGCAAUAAGCAAAAAUACAUUCCCCAUUUAUAAUCCAGUUGAUAAAUCUGUUAUUAAUAAUGUUCCUGAUAUGAAUGUUGAGGAUACUCGAGUAGCAAUCAAUGCAGCAUCUGCAGCUUUUGAAACAUUCAGUAAAACAACUGCAAAGGAAAGAAGUGAUUUACUUAGAAAUUGGUAUAAUCUAAUGGUGAAACAUGCUGAUGAUUUGGCACAAAUUUUGACUAAAGAAAAUGGAAAAUCUCUUAAUGAAUCUAAAGCAGAAAUUAAAUAUGGAAAUUCAUUUGUGGAAUGGUUUUCAGAAGAAUGUAGACGAAUUACUGGAGAAGAAUUACAACCACCAGUACCUACUAGAGAACUUUUUUUGUUAAAGCAACCAGUUGGAGUAGCUGCUUUGAUCACACCAUGGAAUUUUCCACAUGCUAUGAUCACCCGUAAAGCAUCUGCUGCUCUUGCUGCUGGAUGUACAUGUGUAAUUAAACCAUCCGAAGAUACACCACUUACUGCUUUAGCAUUAGCUGAUCUUGCUGAAAAAGCAGGUAUUCCUGAUGGAACUUUAAAUGUACUUACAACAAGCCUACAAAAUUCUGUUGCUGUUGGUAAAGAAUUAUGUGAGAAUCCGAAAGUAAGAGUUUUAUCAUUCACUGGUUCAACAGCUGUAGGAAAACUAUUGUAUCAACAGUGUGCUUCAACUAUGAAACGACUUAGCCUUGAAUUAGGAGGUAAUGCACCAUUCAUUAUUUUUGAUACUGCUAAUUUGGAUGUAGCUGUAUCAGGUGCUAUGGCAAGUAAAUUUCGUAAUACCGGCCAGACAUGUGUUUCUGCAAACAGAUUUUUUGUACAAGCUAGUCAAUUUGAUAAAUUUAUUGAAAUGUUUCUAUCAAAAAUUGAAAGUGACAUUAAAAUGGGUGAUGGUAGUAAAAAAGAAGUUACACAUGGUCCUCUCAUUAAAGAAAGCCAAUUGAAUAUGGUACACAGACUAGUUACUGAUGCAGUGCAAAAGGGAGCAAAAGUACAUUGUGGUGGUAAGCCACUACCUGAAUUAGGACCAUUGUUCUAUGCCCCUACACUUAUAACAAAUGUAUCUAAGGAUAUGGAAAUAUAUAACAAAGAAAUUUUCGGACCAGUAGCUGUCAUUAAUAAAUUUGAAACUGAAGAGGAAGUUAUACAAAAAGCUAAUGAUACACCUGUUGGUUUAGCAGGUUACUUUUAUUCACAAGAUAUAUCACAAAUAUUUCGUGUAGCAAGAAAAUUAGAAGUUGGAAUGGUUGGUGUGAAUGAAGGAUUAAUUUCUUGUGCUGAAGCUGCUUUUGGAGGAGUAAAAGAAUCAGGUUUAGGAAGAGAAGGUUCUAAACAUGGUGUUGAUGAUUUCCUUGAUUUGAAAUAUGUAUGUAUUGGAAAUAUUAAUCGUUAAUAUAUUUUGUUACUUCUUUUAAUACUCUAGAGCCAAUAUAUCGGGGUUUCGUAUAAAUAUAUGGGUGGUAUUGAUACUUCUGAUCUAGUUUUGAAAACUAGAUCAAAAAGUAUUAAGUAAUUUUUUUUUUAAUUUGUCUUUAUUUUUGCUAAGUAAUUUUUGGUAAAAUAGAAAUAAUCAGGAUUAAUAUAUUACUAUAUGCAAUAAUCUCGAAUAAUUAAGUAAUAAUAGUAUAUUGUUUUAGCACAAUGUACUGUUUGUGAAACUGAAUGUCUUCCAUAGUUUAUAAGCUAUAAUAAUGUUACAAAUAAUAUAGUAUAAUUAUUUAUGCAUUCUUCUUUCUAUUUUUCUUAUACAUUUUUAUUAAUUUUUGUGUAAAGCACAUAUAUAAACAAGCUUUAUUUUACUUACAUAAUUAAUAUCAAUAACAGUUAAACAUAUAUGAAAUAAAAACAUGUCUUCCAGAAAUUGCUGAUAAUAAUAGUGUUAUAAUAUGUGUAUAUAAAAGGGUAGGUAAUUAUAAAAUGUAUUAUUAUAUUUUAGAAAUAAAAUUAUAUUCACAUUAUGUAAUAGUAAAUACACAUAUGACAAAAACAAUA
Osmia bicornis bicornis is the source of this 2189-nucleotide messenger RNA. It is a transcript of the gene Ssadh, whose product is annotated as succinate-semialdehyde dehydrogenase, mitochondrial. The transcript is spliced from 2 exons. Bases 106 to 1590 code for a protein of 494 amino acids. Gene Ontology annotation, molecular function: succinate-semialdehyde dehydrogenase (NAD+) activity. NCBI's taxonomy places the organism in Eukaryota, Metazoa, Arthropoda, Insecta, Hymenoptera, Megachilidae. The record is from RefSeq and is a predicted model, not a curated record.